This is a messenger RNA of Pisolithus orientalis, 1409 nucleotides long. RefSeq lists its product as uncharacterized. The coding region runs from base 196 to 1305 and encodes 369 amino acids. NCBI's taxonomy places the organism in Eukaryota, Fungi, Basidiomycota, Agaricomycetes, Boletales, Pisolithaceae. The transcript is spliced from 9 exons. The record is from RefSeq and is a predicted model, not a curated record.
UUGAUCAACGCGGUAUCCAUAGGAAACCCCAGAGAAUGAGUAACAUGCCAUCGAAGUUGCACCGCUUCACGGUCUCUCGUGCAUCUAGAGGAUAAAAAGAACAAGUCCACGGUGUGUACACAAUUGCGUUUCGAUGGAGAUAUGUACAUAACAUGGUGAGAACCCAGGGUCCGAACCCAGUCCUUCGAGAAGGACAUGCCUGGUAGGGAAUCUGAUUUGGAAUCGAUAUGGCAUACUGGGACAAGGACGAAAAAAGGCCACUUCGGUGCCUCCGUACCGAUCUACGCCUGUGCAUGUCUCAGGAAUGUCAAUCAAUGGCAGCUCGGCAUCGAGAACAAAAAACUCACUUACCGCAUAUGCAUGGACUUUGUCGCAGGCAAAAGAGCUGAAGCGUCGCCGCUGGACGGGGACAAGGCAAUCACGAGUGAUUUUCAGGCAUACGACUCUCAACAACGUUUCAACUACGAAGGACGUGAAAAUCAAGGCUCACAUGGUCCUAAGAGCGGAUGCUCAGCAUCCAUCUCAGCCCGCUUCUCAAUUUCGCACGCGAUGACAACAAAAAUAGUCACUGGCGUCGAAGACGAGGGAGGCGGUCGUCUGCGCAAGAAUCAAGGGGGAGAAAGUGGAAGUACAGCAUCACAGUCUCUGAGAAAUGGGAUUUGUUUCGAUCGUUGGGAUCAGCUCGGAUGGGGCGUCAAGCAUAGUAGACGGUGGGAGGGAGAGUUUGACAGCGUCUCAAUUUCAUGGCUUUCAGUGCUCAAUCAGCGUAUGGGAUUCAAAGAUUGUUUGCCAGGGAAUUUCAUGGAUACAACGGAGAUAGCAUGCCCAAAUCACCGUAGACAGCCUCCAGAAGGCUGCACUCGAAGGAAAAAUUGUACUCGUUCAAUAGAUUGUGACGAGUACGAUUGGAGGGCCGUGCAUGACGAGCAGUUCAAUGCUGCUGCGGUACCCAAGCAGAGCCUGAGGAGCGGGUGUCACCUAAUCAACGUGCUGGAUUGGUCGAUACUGCGGUUCACGACCCAAGCCGAAGGUGGACUGCAUCUUGGAACUCUGGAUAUCGUACUGACCGCUCAGGAUUUGAAAGUGGCAAAUGGUUUUCGACGUUCGCAUACUAGAAUGAUGUUCCCGUCCUACCAGGCGCUUCCCUUGCGUUUUUUCGUGAAAAGGUUUCCCUUGCAUGAAUUUUAUGCCGCGUGGUCGUCCAUUGAUGGUAUGUCCAAAGAACUGUGGUUGCUGGAGCGUGUGGGGGAGCUUCAGGGGUUCCAGGGUCUGUUCAUCAAUGUGGCUUGUUUUGUAUUCGACUAAGCGCUGAAGAUCUAUUAAGGCAAGUUCAUAUCCACCAUAAUGUUCGAACGUUCUCUUCGUGACGAUCUUUGCAACGAAUCGAACGAGAAUUUGGGACAACACCC